Theileria orientalis strain Shintoku is the source of this 201-nucleotide messenger RNA. RefSeq lists its product as hypothetical. Bases 1 to 201 code for a protein of 66 amino acids. The record is from RefSeq and is a predicted model, not a curated record. NCBI's taxonomy places the organism in Eukaryota, Apicomplexa, Aconoidasida, Piroplasmida, Theileriidae. The transcript is spliced from 2 exons.
AUGUGUAGGAAGGAAUCCCGUGCAUCAGAACCGGAAAAAAUAGCAGUUUAUUGCGUGCUUGAUCCAUUUUUAUUUUCCAACGGGAUUAGGAAGAGCCGUCCUUCCAGUCAGAAUCACCCCGACUUACUCAGUAUUCCAGAAUCCACCAAUGGUCCAUCAACAUUAUUAUCCCUGCUAACUAUACUAACGAUUACAGAAUGA